CUGCCGACUCACCCUGUAUGCAUAAAUAAAUAGUGCUACAACAUUUUAAAACGACCAAAUUACUAUUUUUGUAUACUCAGUUUCAUAUUGUUGCCUUUUUAGCAGUUUUCUAAAUAUUUUGUAAAAUUUGAAAUAGUUUGUUUGGCGGGUCGUAUGGUGUGUAUAAUUUGGCGAGGGUAUUGACUAUAUUGAGGGAAGUAAGAGUAGGCGCAGGCUCCGUAGGGUCGGAUAGUAUUAAAUUAGUAGUGGUGGUGUUCAUUUGUUGAAGGAAGUUGCGCUCUCGGCUUUGCCACUAAACCAUCGGCUACACAAAACGCUGUUGGUAUGGACAUAGAAUUGAACAGUCGAGGUUUGGACCGCAAAGAGCCGCGCAGAUAGAAAGAACGGCUGCUAAACACAGUACGGCAUUGUAAGUUAAAACCGAACAAGUGUCAGAAUGAGAGGGUCAGCAUGACUGAUAAUCGACGCUUUGACUUUCUGUCAAAUAAACUAAGCGAACGAUGGCAGAUUCCAGUUUGGAGACACAAAUUGAUUGUUUUUUGGAGCAAUUCAAACGCAGUGCUUCCAAAGCCAUGGAAGAGGGACACAACAUCGUUAGAUCGAGGAGCUCGUAUCUCGAAAACGAAACACCAGGUGGGUGCUGCGGAAAAAGAGGCAAGCGAAGUUUUGCACACUUUGCUAUCGGUUGAGAGGAUCGAAAAGCCGGAACAAGUGAUUGUGGAAAGUGGCGAUAAUCAGUCCCCUAGCAAUUCCUACCCAUCUGGCCAAGCCGCUGGUCAAGAUGGCCAAGAGGCCGGGACCCAAAUACAAUGGCACACGCCGGUUUCCAUUACUCAUUCCUUGUUUUCUUCCAUCGACGCCAACGGGCAUUUUUCGCACACCAUGGAUGACCAGCAGGUGCAAGUGAUAUGGGAUACGGAGACUCACAACAUCGACUCGAUAUACACUGAAGCUGUGGAGGUGGAGACUGAAGCUGAGACGGAUCGUGAACAAGCUAAAUCUAACGGUAAAACAAAGACUCCCGCAUCGCCUUCGAAGAACGUAAAGAAGAAAGUGCCCUUAAAAAAAAAGAAGAAGGCUGCGGCCGGAGCGUCAACGGACUUGGUGUCCAACGAUCCAACAAAGUUGGAGGAGAGCGCGGCUCAAGUGAAGGAGAGAUUUAAGAGAGGUUGCGAAUGCCAGGACGAGAGUUGCUUUCGAGGUUUAAACCCCGAGAGUGUUUACAAACAUAGACUGAACAUUGCGGAGCUGACUAAAGGGGAGCACGACAUGUACCUUAUGGGGGUGACGAUGGCGUGUCUGGCGAAUCCGGACACGACGGUGAGACACAAGGAGCGAAGAAGACUGAGAGCGCAGUACGUGUACCAAGGCAGACGCGUUUGCUUGGACGCGUUCUUGUACCUCGAAAAUUGCACGCACUACCAAUUGAAACGGAUUCGAAAGCACGUUAUGACGCACGGGGUGGCCCCCCGAGUGCACGGUAAUCACGGAAAAAAGCCUCACAACACCUUCUCGUUGGAUAUUUACCGACACGCGACUGAAUUUCUCAAGCAAUAUUUGGAGCAACACACGGGGGAAAGAGACAUUGUCAACACGAAAUCGCCCAUACAACUGCCGUGGGAUGUGACGCGGAAAAACUUGCACGACGCGUACAAAGAGUACGGGCAAAUUUUGGAGCCCGGCAUCAAGCUAAUGGGAUAUUCCACGUUUAGGCAUUUCAUGAAGGAACAAUUUCCCCACGUGAAAUUCUGCAAGAUCGAGCCUAAAAACGUUAUUUCGUCCAACCAACAGCAACAAGCUGCUGCUGCAGCAACCGGCGCAACUGUUACCGCGGCUGCCCCGCAGCAACAAAUCCAUCAGCAGCAGCAGCAGCAGAUUCAAUCUAACGAUAGAACUCUGCAACAAGUACAAAAAUGCGUCAUCAACAAUGACGUGCAGCAGGUCAUACCGUUGGUAGUUGCGCCGCCCAAUGACGCAUCGGCUGCGCAGCAUCACCAGCAGACUUUCCUGGUCACGCCGGUACCGCAGAUACUGCAAAACGGCAACAUUGUAACGCAGCAGAACGCGAACAAUCACACGUCGGCAAACACGUUCUCCUAUCAGCUCACCAACACUGAGGAGCCAGUGCAGGCGUUUUGCGAGGAAAUAGAAAUGCAAAACACCGCCAGUUUGGAACCUUUUGGAGUGAACGAUGUGACCGAUUUGCUCCAAAAUCAAUACGCCAUCAUUUCCGGCGGCAAAUCAAACGAUGGCUGCCCCAUUAUCACCUUCCCGGACAAUAACAAUUUUCAAAUGUUAUCAGAUUUUGAAUACCAAAGGCUUAUGAUGUAUCUUACCUCUGUCCCCUCGCUGCAAGAGGCGGAUCUGGGCUUCCAUUUAAUUAUAGAUAGGCGUAAAGAUAGGUGGAACUCCGUUAAAACGGUCCUACUAAAAAUAUCUGUAUAUUUUCCUGGUUUGAUACAUGUAGUUUACGUAAUAAAGCCGACUAGUUUUUUCCACAAGACGCUGUCAGAAGUUAGCAAUAAGCUGUCUAAAGACGAGUUUAAGUUUCGUAUGGUCGUUUUAAGUAGUGCCGAAGAAUUACACGAGUAUAUAAACAUAAAACAAUUAACUUCAGAUUUGGGAGGAAGUCUGUCUUAUAAUCAUGAAGGAUGGAUCGAGCAAAGAAUUGAGCUGGAGAAGUUUUCGUCGAUAACUCAGGAAGUGUCGGUAGCUUUAGAUAAUUUUACUAAAUCCAUUGAGGAGAAUGAGUUGCCAAACAAUGUCGAUUCAACGCAACAGUUGUUGAAUAGACAAACGCAAUGCUAUUCGGACUUGAAGGACGAGAUUCUUUCGGCCGCGAAGCAUGGCGAAAAUUUGCUCUGCUCUUUUAAAGACAACACUUCGGAAAAUGAUAUGGUGGGCAAUGUUUUCGCGGUGGAGAGACUUCUGGUGCAACUAGAGGAAACUGAAAACACUUUCGAUGAUUUUUGGCAGCAACAUUCAACAAAGUUGAAACAUUGCUUGGAACUGAGACGAUUCGAGCAAGAUUUUAGAGAGUUACAGGGUAACUUUGAAUCCCACUUUAAGACAGUAUUGGAGAUGAAAGAGACUGGAGAUACUUCGUGUAGAGUUGACACUUUGAUCAAAGACACUUUGGUGUUUGACAAAUUGUGCUCUGUCGACAUUGAGAGAGCCGAGGAAGUCAUUGCCUCAGGACAGCAUCUGUUGAAGCAAAAUUCUUGCCCUUUGGAGUGCGUACAGCCGAAAUGUUUGGAGUUGAAACGAAUUAGGGAUAUUUUAAUUGAGCGGUUGGCCUUGCGAAUGGAUACUUUAAAUAAAUGUCGAGAUUUAAUGGAAACCAUCGAAAAGGCGAAUAAAUGGUGCGCCAUUGGUAUAGAUCUUCUGGCUUCGCAGAAAAUAGAGAAAUGCGCCAACUCGACGGAAUUAGCGGAAAAAUACCUUCACGAAAUUCAGGAAUUCAUUAAAACCUCAAAUGAGUUUACAAAUAACCCAGACGAAUUGAAAAACAUAUUUCAAGAUUCAAUCACCUCCGAAACCAAAGCAUUGGUUACACAGGUGAUGCAGAGAAUCGAUGAUAUCUCUUUAAUGAGCGAUAACAGAAUAACAUGUUUGAAUAAAAUAGUGAAUAAGCCCAUUCGCCCGGUGCAAACCGUUAUACCGGAACCAGCUGUUCCCAGACAGCCCCAGGGUGGAGCACCUCAGCCCAACAGGGCUGAAAACAGAAGAGCCUACACAAUAAACAAAGACGAAGCAGAUGUUGAUGAAGUAAAUAGGAUUAAAACUGGUCAUGUUUUGACUGAAUUAUUAGAGACUGAACGCCUUUAUGUAUCCGAGUUAUUAUCGAUUAUUUCAGGCUACAAACCAGAAUCACAACCAGUGGAGCUGCAAGACUUAAUACCCAGUGGAUUUCAUGACAAAUUUAACGUGAUUUUCGGCAAUUUAGAGGAAAUUUACAAUUUUCAUUCGGAAACAUUUUUGAGGGAUUUGGAGAAUUGUAUAUCCUCCACGGACUUGGUUGGUUUAUGUUUUGUGCAAAAGCGUGAUAGAUUUUUUAAGUUGUAUAGUUACUACUGCCAAAACAUAACGAGAUCAGAAAGCCUUCGGGAAACGUCGACGGAACUUCAGCCGUACUUCCAAGCUUGCCAGCUAAAGCUGGGCCAUAAAUUACCAUUGGCCGCUUACUUGCUAAAACCAGUUCAAAGAAUAACUAAAUACCAGUUGAUUUUGAAAGACUUACUGCGCUAUUCCGUCGAAUCAAAGUGCUGCAAGCAGCUGCAGCAAGCUUUGGACUGUAUGCUGGUGGUUUUGAAAUGUCUCAACGACAGCAUGCACCAAAUUUCGAUAACAGGCUUCGCGAUGAACCUGGCCGAACAGGGCGAUUUAUUAUUGCAGGGGUCCUUUCAAAUCUUAGUGGAAACAAAGAAAGAAGUGGUGCUUAAUUUGAAAAUAAGAACACCCAUAAACAGGCACUUGUUUCUCUAUGAGAAAGCCUUAAUUUUUUGCAAACCUUUGGCCAAGUCGUCGCACAAUAAGGCAACCUAUCAGUUCAAACAUUGUUUGAAGCUGUCCCAAAUCGGCCUCACUGAAUCGGUGAAAAACGACAGUAAAAAGUUCGAGAUUUGGCUUGAAGGACGGACAGAAGUCUACACCAUAACUGCAGCUACAGUCGACCUGAAAAAGGCAUGGGUCAAUGAAAUCAAAGGGGUUUUAUUCAACCAAUUGGAAGAAUUGAAGGGUGAAAAAAAGAGGUUGUAUUCCACCAUGACUCCAACGUUACCGCAAUUAAAGCAAACCACAUCAUGGGAAAAUCAAAAAUCUCUAACCUCAAGCCCCUCGUUAAUCGAAAACAAUCAAAGAGCGAUGAGUUGCGAUUCAGAGAGUCAUACCACUUCGUAUGAUGAAGAAAUUGAAGAUAGUAGUAACUGGUCAUCAGAUUGUACAAAUAGUGAUGAUGACGAUCAACCUAACACAGCUCCUUUCCCUAGUGGCCGUUAUAUAGCCUUAGCUGAUUAUUGCGCAGUGGGCAAUAGUGAGGUCAAUAUGAGAGAGGGUGAUAUUGUUGAGUUGCUCAAAGUCGGCUGUGCUGAUACUUCUGUGGAAGGUUGGGCCCCGGCAGCCUAUUUAGACAACCUUCAUCGCAAAUGUUCGAGAAGUAGCAGUCGAAGUCAGGACAGGUUGAACGAUUGAUUGACCAGCCAAUUGUUUUUGGCCAAUAGUCCAAUAGUCCUUUUGUAGGAUAUCUAGGCUGUCCUAAUUCUAUGUAAUUUAUUACCUUUUUAUUAUACAUAUACGUAUUACCUAUGUAUGUAAACAAAAUUCGUUGUUUAUACACUUUUAUUUAUUUAUUUAAAUUGUGCAGAGUUUAUUGAUUGUUUUAUUAUUUUGACUCUGGUUUUGUGAUUUUAUGUUUUUUAAAUUUAUUGUAGUACUAUUGAUUAAGCUGUGACUCUUCACUCAACGGUAGUACUAAACAUAUCUGUAUUUUUUUGUUUAAGAGAUAUAUUGACCAAAGUUAUACUUUUUACGUUUACUUCAGGCUAUUUCUAAUGAAACAAAAGUGUAACAAUAACUGCAAUAAAGUAAAAGUAAAGUUAUUUGUGCCUUGGGUAAGCGUGUUGUUUUAGUACAAAUUUUAAUUUUUCAAGAGCUUGUUAUUCCAAAUAAUUUUUUAUUCCAUUGUUUCAUCGACAAUAUACCUAGUGUAUUUAUUUGUAACUAGCAUGCGUCAAUUUCCCCAUAAUAAUUAUUACUUUACCAACUAGAAAUUACACCAAAACUAUACUGUUAAGCGUUUAAACAUAUUAAACUUACUGUUUUUUAGAUACUAUAGGUAUUAUAAUAACCAUUUUAUAAGCUCAAUUAUGCGGUAUCGUAAUAAUUAUACAUUUAAUUAUAGAAUUAAAUAGAAU
Messenger RNA from Brassicogethes aeneus, 5912 nucleotides. The record is from the annotation of a GenBank genome assembly. NCBI's taxonomy places the organism in Eukaryota, Metazoa, Arthropoda, Insecta, Coleoptera, Nitidulidae.